CACACACACACACACAAGCUCUUUAGAAAAAGCAUUAAGCUGGUCCACUCUUUUGAUUCAAAAGGAAAUCAAUAAUAGUGUGAGAAAUUCUUUCAAUCACAACUAAUCAAUAAAACGUCAUUGCCUCCUUUUCUUCAACCUUUCUCCAUUCCCUAUGCAUCACCUCAUUUAGCAACACUUCAAUAACAGGGAACACAAUGUGACUCUGUAAUCUGUAUUUUGUUUUUCUUUCUUUCUACAUUUGCCUCUGCCUCCAGCUUUCUUUCUUUCUUUCCUCAGUACUAUGAUUCAAGUCCCUAUGGAGAUUCUGAACCUCAAGUGCUUCAUCGUUUUUAUGACUUUUUUCAUGUUCUCAAUCACAACGAUUCCUGCUGCGGAUCCCUUAUCUGAAGCACUUUUGAGCUUCAAAUCAGAGCUUACAGAUCAUUCCAACUCUUUAGGUGACUGGGUUUUGCCUGAAAAUCUGAAUGACACUGAUAAAGGUAGCAUUUUUGCUUGUUCUUGGUCUGGGGUGAAGUGUGAUGAGAACUCCUCCGCAGUUAUUGGUUUGGACUUAUCCAUGAAGAAUCUUGGCGGUGCAAUGUCGGGGAAUCAAUUUGAUGCCUUCAUUGACCUAGUUGAUCUUAAUUUAAGUUAUAAUUCAUUCUCAGAGCAACUUCCGGGGAGUAUUUUUAACCUCACCAACCUCAGAAGCUUAGAUAUCAGCAGGAACAAUUUUUCUGGUCAUUUUCCUAAAGGGAUAUCAAAGCUUCAGAAUUUGGUUGUUCUUGAUGCCUUCAGCAACAGUUUCUGGGGACCCUUGCCGGCUGAUGUUUCACAAAUUGAGACCCUCAAAGUGCUAAACUUUGCAGGGAGUUAUUUCAAUGGUCCAAUCCCAUCAGAGUAUGGUUUCUUCAGGAGCCUUGAUUUCAUCCAUUUGGCCGGAAAUUUCUUGGGUGGUGAAAUUCCUCCGGAACUGGGAAUGCUGCAAACGGUGACCCACAUGGAAAUCGGUUACAAUACUUAUGAUGGAAGCAUUCCUUGGCAAUUAGGCAACAUGAGCCAGCUUCAGUAUCUUGAUAUUGCAGGGGCAAACCUUUCUGGCCCAAUCCCAAAGGCGUUCAGCAACCUCACCAAUCUUAAAUCCCUUUUCCUGUUCAGGAAUCAGCUAAAUGGAAUGAUUCCCUGGGAGUUUAGCAAUCUGAUAUCUCUGGAAAGUUUGGAUCUUUCUGAUAACUUGCUUUCUGGGUCUAUUCCAGAGAGUUUUUCAGAGUUGAAGAAUCUAACGCUGCUAAGCCUGAUGUACAAUGACUUGAGUGGCUCUGUUCCUGAAAGCAUUGCCGAGCUUCCAAAGCUUGAAACUUUUCUUAUCUGGAGCAAUUACUUUUCAGGGCCACUUCCCAAAAAUCUGGGCCUCAAUUCAAAUCUCAAAUAUGUUGAUGUUUCAACGAACAAUUUUGUAGGUGGUAUUCCUCCCAGCAUUUGUGCAGGUGGGAUGCUGGCGAAGUUAAUCCUAUUCUCGAAUAAUUUCACCGGUGAGCUUCAUCCAUCUCUCUCCAAUUGUUCCACUCUAAUUCGCCUUCGGGUUGAGGAUAACUCAUUCUCAGGUGAAUUUACAUCGUUAUUCAGUAACCUGCCAGAUAUAACUUAUAUGGACUUGUCUGAAAAUAAGUUUGUAGGAGGUAUAACCAAUGACAUUUUGAAUGCCUCCAAUCUUCAAUACCUAAAUGUGUCAAAUAAUCCAAACCUUGGAGGUGUGAUUCCAGAGAAACUGUGGUCACUUCCACAGCUCCAGAAUUUUUCUGCAGCCUCUUGUAGUAUUUCAGGAGUCAUCCCUCCUUUUGAUUCUUGCCAAUCUCUGUUGGUUGUUGAGUUUGGGUGGAACAACUUAUCAGGGAACGUUCCUGAAAGCAUAUCAAUUUGUGAGGAUCUUGUAAUUAUGGACUUGUCCAACAACAAUUUGUCAGGUCAUAUACCCAUUGAGCUGGCUGCUCUUCCUGCUAUUAGUAUCCUUGAUUUGUCCCAUAAUAGUUUCAGUGGUCCUAUUCCACCGCAGUUUGGGAACUCUUCCAGCUUAAAGCUUCUUAAUGUGUCAUACAACCAUAUAUCCGGUUCAAUUCCUCAGGAAAAGAGUUUCAGAAUGAUGGAUAGCAGUGCAUUUGUGGGGAAUUCAAUGCUUUGUGGAGAACCAUUGAGAUCUUGCAAAGGAAGGCCUAGUGGUGUUGAACUGGGAAGCAGGAGGAUGCAGAAGUUUGCAUGGGUUCUCAUUAGCUGUGCAGUCAUUGCCUUACUCAUUGCCAGUUUGAUUUUCGGGAUACUUCAUUUCAGGAGAGCAGGAGGUGAAGGUAAAUGGAAAAUGGUUUCUUUUAUCGGCCUCCCCGGGUUCGCAGCAGACGAGAUUUUAAGGAGUUUUAAUUCUGCAGAAGUUUCCACUGCUGCUUCGCCGUCAUUUCCUCAUACGGUUUGUAAAGCACUUCUGCCUACUGGAAUCUCUGUAUCUGUGAAGAAGAUUGAGUUGGAACCCAAGAGAAUGGACUUAGUUUUAGAGCUCAUAAACAGAAUAGGCAAUGCAAGGCACAAAAAUUUGACUAGGCUGCUGGGAUUUAUCUACAGUAAGCGUCAGGGAUAUCUGUUGUAUGAUCACUCUCCUAAUGGAGAUCUCGCCGAAAAUAUCAGGAUGAAGAGAGAUUGGGAAACUAAGUACAGGAUCAUACUUGGAAUUGCUAGGGGACUUUGCUUCCUUCAUCAUGAUUGUGUUCCUUCCAUUCCACAUGGAGAUUUAAAGGCUAGCAACAUAGUGUUUGAUGAAAACAUGGAAGCUCAGUUAUCAGAAUAUGGACUCAGUUCAUUGUUACUGCUCCAAUUUGGCAAUGGACAUUUGCAAACAAGAAGCACAAUGGGAUCAGGCGAAGUUAUGACAGGCACAAAGGACCAGCUUUACAAGGAUAUAUACAACUUUGGGGAGCUAAUUCUGGAAAUAUUAACGAAUGGAGGACUGACAAAUGCAGAAUGGAGAGUAAAGAACAGUCCAAAAGAUGCUUCUCUAAAAGAGGUUCUUCUGAAAGAGAUUUUAGAUCAGAAUGAAAUUAGCUCUUCUAAUUCCAUUCAAGCUGUGAUGAGAUCAGCUGUUGAGGUGGCUUUGCUCUGCACAAGUAGCAGACUAUCAGACAGACCUUCAAUGGAGGAUGUGUUACAACUACUAUCCGGAUCGAAACCCCAAAGGAAAUGAAGAAAAGACAAGCAAAAGUUCUUGGAGAGAAGAUGCCAUUAUGAGUUGAUUGAAUUUUGCAGUUAUGUUUUGAUUUGGUUGAUGAUAAUUUGUGCUUUUUGGUUAAGUUAUAUGGCUGAUAAGUGGAAAGUCCUUUCUGUAAAAUGGGCAGUAUAUGUAUGUGCAUGUGUAUUAUACCCACCCCCCCAAGAAAUGUGAAUCUCUUCAGUCUUCAGUUUCAAUCUUUGAGCCUCUUCUUUAUCAUGCAUAGUCAUGGAUUCAAUUUCUACACUUUCAUGAAGGC
Molecule: messenger RNA, 3491 nt
Organism: Oldenlandia corymbosa var. corymbosa
Lineage: Eukaryota; Viridiplantae; Streptophyta; Magnoliopsida; Gentianales; Rubiaceae
Source: the annotation of a GenBank genome assembly